Messenger RNA from Caretta caretta (loggerhead turtle), 957 nucleotides. Lineage: Eukaryota; Metazoa; Chordata; Testudines; Cheloniidae. The record is from RefSeq and is a predicted model, not a curated record.
UGUCAGCGCUGACAUGGCCCCUCUCCUCCUGCUCUUCUGGCUGGGCUCAGCCCUCUGUGCCCGGGAGCUGGUCCCCAAGCAAUGCCUGCUGGGCCCUGAGUUUUGGUGCAGGGAUCCGGGCACAGCAGCUCAGUGUGGACGGCAGCACGACUGCAAGCUCCUCGAGCAGCAAAUGCCCCAGCAGGGCUGGCGCAUCCAGGAGCAGGCCCUUUCCCCCAAGUGCACCAUCUGCACCCGCAUCCUGAAGAAGCUGAAGUCUAUGGUCGGCGACGACCCCGACGAGGACUCCAUCACCAAGGCCGAGGAGAAGCUGUGCAGGGCCGUGGGCUGGAGUCUGCGGCCCCUCUGCCGCUCUGUGAUGAAGAAGUUCAAGUCCAAGAUCAUGCAGGCGCUGCAGGACGGGCUGGAGCCCAAGGAGAUCUGUACCAGCCUGAGGAUGUGCCGGGCGUCCCCACCCACCCAAGGCGGCCUGGUGCCCCCCAGAGAUGCCUGUGACUUCUGCCUGACCCUCACCAGCCUGGCCCAGCCUGACCUGCAGCACGUGAGGCCUGGCUGGGACCUUGGAGACGUCCUGAAUGGCACAUGCAAGCGGCACUUUGGGGGUUCCCCCAGGUGCAACGACUUCGUCUCGACCUACCACGCCAGGCUGCUGCGGGUUCUGAGGGUGCCCCAGGACCCGCUCACCACCUGUCGGGACGCAGAUGCCUGCCAGCUGCCGGAGGAGCCCACCCGAGACGAGGCCAGCUCUGGCACCAACACCUGGGCAUGGCCAUGAGGCCUGGACUCGUGCACCCACAUCCACAGUGGGCAGCUCCCCCGCUGGCUCCGGGCAUGCCUCCACUGCUCCCCCCCAGCUCCGACAGCGCCCCCCGGUGUGUGACGGCUGGGAUGGCAGCAUUAACGCCUCUGACUUUCGCUUCUCCUCCCCGCUUUGGGCAAUAAAGGAUCAGUAUCGAC